AUGUCAGUCGAACAAAGACAGCCCGAGCCACUUCGUCGGAUCAUAACAACCCAUGAUCCUACAAGCGGCCGAGCUAUCUUUAGUGACGCGGUUGGGGAACAGGUGUCAUUUACUGGGUUCCCAGUUCCCCCAGGCAAGCCCACAACGGGCUUUCCCCCCCCAACUUCUGCAACCCCAGAGUCCAAGGCCAAUCUUGACAUUAAGCACUAUCACUCCCAGCUCUCGGAUCCAUCGCCUUUGAACCCGCCAAACGGCACCUCCUGCACAAUUAUUGAGGUACCUCCAGGUUCAGCGGUUCCGAUGCACCGAACAGCGACCCUCGACUAUGGUGUCAUAAUCGACGGCGCUACAGAAUUAGUCCUUGAUUCUGGUGAGAAAAAAAUACUGAAAAAGGGUGAUGUAUUUGUCCAACGAGGAACAGCUCAUGCUUGGCGGAAUUUGACUGCAAAAACAGACAAUUCUGGCGUUUUACGUGUCUUUUUCGUGUUUCAACCUAUCGAAAAGGUGCAAUUGGCAGGCGGAAAGGUCGUUGAUCAGGACUUGACUUUGUCUCUGCAUGAGACUUAG
This is a messenger RNA of Penicillium manginii, 567 nucleotides long. RefSeq names its product cupin domain-containing protein. The record is from RefSeq and is a predicted model, not a curated record. The coding region runs from base 1 to 567 and encodes 188 amino acids. The transcript is spliced from 2 exons. NCBI's taxonomy places the organism in Eukaryota, Fungi, Ascomycota, Eurotiomycetes, Eurotiales, Aspergillaceae.